UUCAGUGCUGAGCCGAGUGGAGCCGAGUCAGUAUCGGUGUGAUGGAGUGUCGUGAGGCCGUUGUUUCCUACCUGAGCUGGGCUCUGAUCCUCGGGGGCGGGGCCCUCCUGCUGCUGCAGACCCGGAGGACCACCAAGUACGGCCGCUACCUGCCGGCGCAGGCUCGCUGCUGUCCGGCCCGGCUGGGCUGGUUCCUGCAGGAGCUCCCAGCCUUCCUGCUGCCGCUGCUGCUGCUGCUCACCGGGGAGCCGAGGACCGGGGUCACCGGAGACAGCACCGGGAGGACGCUGCUGCUCUGCACCUUCAUGUUGCACUACUUCCACAGGAGUUUUAUCUACGUCUUCCUGACCAGAGGACGACCCAUCCCGCUGCGCGUUGUCCUCUUCGCCGCCGUCUUCUGCUCGCUCAACGGCUUCCUGCAGGGACACCACCUGCUGCACUGCGCCCGGUUUGAAGACACCUGGCUGACGGACGCUCGCCUGGCUGCAGGCGUUAUUCUGUUCGUGGUCGGUAUGAUCAUCAACAUCCACAGUGACCACAUCCUGCACAGCCUGAGAAGACCUGGAGAGACCGUCUACAGGAUCCCCUACGGGGGAAUGUUUGAGUUUGUGUCUGGCGCCAACUUCUUCGGGGAGAUCGUGGAGUGGUGUGGUUAUGCGUUAGCCGCCUGGUCUUUACCCACCACCGCCUUUACUUUCUUCACCGUGUGCUCCAUCGGGCCCCGAGCCUACCACCACCACAGAGACUACCAGAAGAGGUUUGAGGACUACCCUCGCUCCAGGACCGCUCUCAUCCCUCUCAUCCUGUAACCAUGACGACGGCCAAUCAUCUCCAGAUGUUUCCCUCCGCAGCUUCUGGACACUAAAACACUGCCAAGUGUAAAGAGAUGAUUAAUUCCUCAAAAAGACGUUACCUCACCCCCACAGUGGUGGAAAGUAACUAAGUAUAUUCACUCAAGUACUGAAGUAUAUACAGUAUAUAAUAAUGAAUGAUGAUGUAUUAUUAUAGCUUAAACUAUCAGCAGUAUGUAUAAAGUCAUUAAAAUGAGCUCCACCUUUACCAGUUGCAACAUUGAAGUGAUGAACACAUUAAUGCAUCAGUAAUAUAAUGUAAAUUAUUCUGCAGAAUGAGUACUUUUACUUUUGGUACUUCAAG
Sebastes umbrosus (honeycomb rockfish) is the source of this 1155-nucleotide messenger RNA. RefSeq names its product 3-oxo-5-alpha-steroid 4-dehydrogenase 2-like. NCBI's taxonomy places the organism in Eukaryota, Metazoa, Chordata, Actinopteri, Perciformes, Sebastidae. Gene Ontology annotation, molecular function: 3-oxo-5-alpha-steroid 4-dehydrogenase activity. The record is from RefSeq and is a predicted model, not a curated record. Gene Ontology annotation, biological process: steroid biosynthetic process. Bases 42 to 809 code for a protein of 255 amino acids. Gene Ontology annotation, cellular component: membrane. The transcript has 5 exons.